AGAGAGAGAAAGAGAGAGUGAGAGAGAGGGAUGGUGAGUGAAAGUGAGCUAGUGGGGGCAAACGAGAAUUCCCUCGCAGUCAGUUUUCAUCCUCGUUUAAGGAGCAGGGAGCAUUCAGAGAGAAAAAGAGGAAAAGACGAAGAAUCAAAGUCGUGCUCAUAACCACAUCCUCUAUCUGAAAAAAAAAAAAAAUCAAAUAAAAAAAAAAUAAGACAAAGAAAAUCCUCUUUUGCUGUGACAGCUGGUAUUGCACACAGAGGUUAUGGCUGAGGUGGAGCUCAUCUCCACACCCCAUAAUAUUCAGAUCAGUGAGGUGACCUGUGACUCCUUUCGGAUUGCGUGGGAAAUGGCCCCUGAGGACAUGGCCCGACUGACGCAUUACUUCAUCGACUUAAGUCGUAAAGAGGGCGCAGAGCGCAAUCGCUUUAAACACAGAGAUGUCCCCACCAAGCUGGUGGCGAAGGCAGUGCCUCUGCCAAUGGCUGUGAGAGGCCACUGGUUCCUGAGCCCUCGAACGGUGUACUGUGUGGCUGUGCAGACCGCAAUCAGACAGCCUGAUGGAGACUACCAAGUGUCUGAAUGGAGCCAAGUAGUGGAGUUCUGCACUGGGGAUUAUGCCAUGGAUCAUCUCCAGCAACUGUUAGAUAAAGCUCAGGCCGCUGCUGGGAGACUCCUCAGGUUCUCUGUGUUCUAUCGCAAUCAGCAUCAUCAAUACUUUCAUUAUGUGAGGUCAGAGUGUGGGGGUGCAAUGCUCCCAUCUCUUAAAGACAACAGUGGAAGUCACGGCUCCCCCAUCAAUGGCAAGCUGCGCGGCGUCUUCCUCAGCUGCAACACAGAAUUCGACACAGGCCUUCCUCCUAAGGACUCUCCGUACGGCCCCCUGCGCUUCCAAAUCUCUGCUGAACGUCUCCUCAACCCGAGUACUAACCUUUACUUUGCUGACUUCUACUGCAUGUACACAGCUUACCAUUAUGUAGUCCUGGUGCUGGCCCCUGCUGGAUCGGAGGGGGAUAGCUUUUGCAAGAGCCGCCUCCCAUUACUGGAUCUAACGGCCAAUCCAUUUCUAACAUACACCCCCGGAGAUAAACCGGUGUUUUGCCAUUCCAGUGAUGUUAUACUGGAGGUGUUGUAUACAGAGCCUUUGCUUUUGGAGCAUGGCAACCUGGCACAGAUUAGCGGCCACCACCAGCUCAUGAGCCUCUCCACUGCAAAUGCCAAAAAAGACCCAAGCUGUAAGGUGUGUAAUAUCAGUGCGGGGCGUUGAACUGCCUGGAUUUAGUUACUGGAAUUGAAACCACACAACUGGACCAUGUUUAAUAAUGAGAACCUUGCUGGUGGUCGUCUGAAAAUGGAAUAUGCUGAAACACCACCGACAGUCUCAUUCAAAUCAGAACAAAUAUUCACGUUAUAUAAAAGGCAGUAGUGCAGUACCAUUCACCAUUUUAAAAUGUGUAGAAGGCUUUGCACUAAAACAGAUAAAUAAAUAAGUGGGAACAAUGGUAAUUAUGAGUAAAAUUGUUAUUUGUUAGAUUGAAAAAGGUCAUGGUCCUGAAGGUCUGGCUCCAUGCAAAAAUUUACAGAAAGCCAAAUAUGGGUCACAUGGUAUGAAGCUAUGGGGGGGGGGGGGGGGUUGAUAUUCUUCCAUUUUUAAGAAUAUAUGUGAUAAGAAUAUGUGAUUUCUUUUUUAUAGAAUAUGUGAUGUUUUUGAGAAUAUGUGAUAUCAUCUGAAAGCAUAACAACUGAACUUUUAAGAAACACCAUUCAAUGAAGCAUUUUUUCUGAUAGACAAUAUACUGUUAAUAUACACCAAUCAGCCACAACAUUAAAACCACCUGCCUAAUAUUGCGUAUAUAUAUAUAUAUAUAUAUAUAUAUAUAUAUAUAUAUAUAUAUAUAUAUAUAUUUUGUUUUUAAAUUGUUCUGGACUGUUUUGGUUUGUGAACGGCACAAGUUUCUCUUGUAAACAAUGACGCGCUUCCUGACUCCUCCUCCACGUGACGCGUGGCCUUACCAAUGAGCUUACGUCAUCCCUCUCAUGAGCGCGCAUCACAGAGAUGCAGAAAUAUGCAUUUUGGACCGUCAAAAAAUGGAGUACAUUCACUUGCAUUGUUUAGAGGAGGAGACCUGAAAUGAAAUCCUAAAAGUCUUAAAUUCUGUUUUGAUGAAGAAAGAAACUCAGAUACAUCUUGGAUGGCCUGUGGGUGAGUAAAUUAUCAGCUAAUUUUCAUUUUUGGGUGAACUAUUCCAUUAAUGUAGUGGCUGAUCGGUGUACUUAAUACUUUAUAUACUGUUUCUUAUGCUUAAAACACUGCUUUAAUGUCAAAUAUGAUCUUACUUGAACAAUUUCAGAAGCUUGUGUCACUUCUCUGUCAACACUGUUGACUUGGUCACUGUUAUUUUAUAUAUAUAUAUAUAUGCUACAAACAUCAUUAUUAAUCUAAAAUAAUUAGAAUGGCCUAAAUAAAAACAUGGCAAAGUUAAAGAACAAUAACAUAGUUUAUAAAAUGAGAUGUAUACUAUGACAUAUGAUUAUUAUUGUCACACACACGACCCUGUUAAAAGAAGCUCUGAAUGUCUGUCCCAGUCAGAUAUAUUUUGGCUGGUGCCUGUUGGUCAUUCAGCGUUUCUGUGAAAAAAAGACGUCAUUAAAGACGUCCGAGAUGAAAAACUCGCUAAAAGUGACCAAAACGUAAAAUGUUUUCAUCUGUU
This is a messenger RNA of Myxocyprinus asiaticus (Chinese sucker), 2708 nucleotides long. Its product is annotated as phytanoyl-CoA hydroxylase-interacting protein-like. The transcript is spliced from 5 exons. The record is from RefSeq and is a predicted model, not a curated record. Gene Ontology annotation, molecular function: protein binding. The coding region runs from base 263 to 1264 and encodes 333 amino acids. Gene Ontology annotation, cellular component: cytoplasm. Lineage: Eukaryota; Metazoa; Chordata; Actinopteri; Cypriniformes; Catostomidae.